Messenger RNA from Phascolarctos cinereus (koala), 1099 nucleotides. Lineage: Eukaryota; Metazoa; Chordata; Mammalia; Diprotodontia; Phascolarctidae. The record is from RefSeq and is a predicted model, not a curated record.
AUGGAAAGCCUGAGAGCCCCUGACCCGCGGGCAGGAAGCUCCACGCGACUCGGGCACAAGUUUCACGCCCCCCUCCCAGCGGCCACGGGGAAUGGAGGGCGUGGGGACAGCGCAGGGCUGAGGGCCCGGGCUUCGGGGGACCCGGGACUCGGCCUUUAUGGCAACCGGCGGCUCUCAGCCCCCGGGGCGCCUGUGUCCCGUCCCGGCUCCCGUCCUCGAGCUCCGUCUCCUCAGACCCUGCCUGUCCCCUCCCGGCUCCCGUCGCUUCAGCACGGCUCCUGGAAAGCGGCGGGAGCGGAGAGGAGAGGCACCAGGCUCCGGACGUCCGUCCCGGCUCGCGCUCCUCGUCGCCUCACCUGCCGCCCGGGCUCCGACGGUGGAGGCGGAGGCCGUAGCUAUCCCCGCUACAGCAGCCAGCUUCUGCCAGACGCGCCAGCUCAUGAAGGCGGACCCCGAGGAACGAGUUGCGCGGCCCCGCCCCCUCUUGCGUCAUCCCCACGCGCCGUUGCGAGGCGACGCGGACGCGGCGCUCGCGACCUUAUGCCCCCGGUGUGCGAGCCUCCCUGCUGCGUAGCCCCCGAGGCCGCCCCUCCCGUUUCGGUGGCGCUCCGAGCGUCUCCCGGACGCUUUCCGCACCGCAGCCCCAGGAGCUUCCUACAACAGAAUUUAGUGAAGAUUAGUUUUCCCACUUCACAUCACCUGCAUACGUCCUCCAUCCAGCUCAACUCCAACCGGGCUUCCCUCACUCGAGUGCAUAGGAAGGCUUAUGCUCGACUGUAUCCAGUGAUGUUGGUCAAGCAAGAUGGAUCUACCAUUCAUAUCAGAUAUAAGGAGCCUCGGCGGAUCCUUACAAUGCCAGUAGAUAUUGACACACUGUCGCCAGAGGAAAGAAAGAUUAGACUACGCAAACGGAAUCCCAAGUAUGUUGAAGUGGGAAAAGAAGAGGCAGAAUUUGGAGAUGACUUCAGUGUAGAACAAUACGCAAAAUUUUGGAAGAAAAACUGAACAUGUUACGAUGUUAAGAUUGUAUAAAGGGUGAGUGCAUUUAAUGCACCCAAAUAUAUUACUAUUUUUAAAAAUUAAAAACUACAAAACCUUA